This is a messenger RNA of Colossoma macropomum (tambaqui), 2545 nucleotides long. Its product is annotated as protein IWS1 homolog. Gene Ontology annotation, biological process: poly(A)+ mRNA export from nucleus. The record is from RefSeq and is a predicted model, not a curated record. Gene Ontology annotation, cellular component: nucleus. NCBI's taxonomy places the organism in Eukaryota, Metazoa, Chordata, Actinopteri, Characiformes, Serrasalmidae.
GGCGCCAUGACCACCUCGAGGCUCCAUUUUGGUGGCGAAGCUGCGGCUGUAGCAUUUAGAGCUACUACGACAAAACAGCCACACUAUGAGAAUUCGUGGUGAUUUUCAGACGAAAUAACGCGUGUGUAGCUUAUAUAGGAUGGUCGUGGAUAAAUCGUCGUGGAUAAAUCCUUUGUAACUGCCUGUUUCUGUGGAGUUAGAGGGCUAAAAACACGGCUAACUGCUACCGGCGCCCAGCGCUGCUGUCCGGCUGUAAUUUCUAUUUUUCCUUAAUACGGUCGGUUAUUUCCUCAAAAUUCUGCCAUAAUUUCUCUGUAAAGGUGAGCAACCGUCCCUUCAGAGCCACAAAUGGACGGUGAGGAUGAAGUCUUUUCAGGGAGUCACUCAGAUGAUGGCAGUGCCACUCCUGUGCAGGACGAGAAUGCAGGGUCAGAUGCUGAGGAGGAAAUGAGAGGAGGGUCGCACCAGUCUGAGGAUGAAGGCAGUGAUAGAGAAGACGCAGCGCCCCCUGCUGCCGACAGCGGAUCAGAACAUGAGGGUGGUGGUGGAGCCAGCGAUUCAGAGCCGGAACGCCCCCGCCCUGCCGACAGUGACGAUGAUGAUGAAAGUUCUCCGCCCAAACGCAGGGGGAGCACUUCAGAAACAGAAGAGCAGCAAAAAGCUCAGGCCAGCGAUUCGGACGAGGAGCCUCGGAGGAGGAGGCGGAGCUCAGACUCAGGCAGCGAAUCAGAUGAAGAGAAAGCCAAACGGAGCACGCGGAGAGAUUCUGAAGGAGAGGAUGGAGAAGAGAGAAAGGAGGAGAAAGAGGAGCGAGGAAGGAAAGCAGUGAUUAACUCAGACAGUGAGGAAGAGGAGGAAAGGAAGCCUAAAGAAGACGUAGGAAGUGAUCAGGAUGAAGAACGUCCUCGACAGACUCUAGCUGACAGCGACGAUGAAGAAGAGGACAAGCCAGUGAAGAGGAAGAAGGCCAUUCUUUCCGACAGUGAGGAUGAGGAAGAAACAAAAGCUGUAAAGAAGAGCAGAGCAGUGUCAGAUGAUGACUCUGAUAGUGAUGAAGGCUCAGAGGCUCCAGAUAAAACUAUCGCAGCAAAACUGAGAGAGCUGGGCUCAGACAGUGAGGAAGAAGAUGACCGGUUGAAGAUGGACACAGGGAAAAAAGACGAGAAAACACUGUUCGGCAGCGACAGCGACUCAGACAACAAUGAGGAAGAGAAAAUGAUAGCAGACAUCUUCGGAGAGUCGGGAGAUGAGGAAGAAGAGGAGUUUACGGGCUUUAACCAGGAGGAGUUGGAAGGAGACAAGCAGCAGUCUAAGGCUGGGGGACACAAAGAAGCAGCUGAUGACUCUGACUCAGACGACGAUGUGGACAGAGGAGGAAAAGACACAUCGUUCAUGUCUGACUUUGACAUGAUGCUGGCCCGUAAGAAAGCUCAGAGCGGCAAACGCAGACGGCAUCGAGAUGGAGGAACGUUCAUCAGCGACGCAGACGAUGUGGUCAGCGCCAUGAUCACCAAAAUGACUGAGGCUGCAGAGGAGGAUCGAACACUGAACAGUCAGAAGAAGCCGGCGCUGAAAAAGCUGAUGCUUCUGCCCACAGUUGUGAUGCAUUUAAAGAAGCAGGAUCUGAAGGAGACAUUUAUAGACAGUGGUGUGAUGACUGCGAUAAAAGAGUGGAUCAGUCCUCUGCCUGAUAAAAGUCUUCCGGCGUUGAAGAUCAGAGAAGAACUACUCAGGAUCUUGCAGGAGCUGCCAAGCGUAAGCCAGGAGACUCUGAAGAUGAGUGGAAUCGGCCGAGCUGUUAUGUUUCUUUACAAACAUCCUAAAGAGUCACGGGCCAACAAAGAUCUCGCUCUCAAACUCAUCAAUGAAUGGUCGCGGCCCAUCUUUGGCUUAUCGUCUAAUUAUAAGUGCAUGACGAGGGAGGAGAGGCAGCAGAGAGACCUGGAUCAACAGAUCGCCCCCCGCAGGCGGCUCAGUUCAGGGGGACAGACUCCUCGGAGAGAUCUGGAGAAGGUGUUGACCGGAGAAGAGAAAGCUUUGCGGCCCGGUGACCCUGGGUUUUGUGCGCGGGCACGUGUGCCCAUGCCCUCCAAUAAGGACUACGUUGUGCGGCCCAAAUGGAAUGUGGAGUCCGACUCCAACCGGGGUCCUGUGAGGAAGAGUUUAUCACGUGUAGAUAAACAGAUGCGACGCUUCGCCGACAUCCGACGCCUAACAAAGCCGGGUCAUGCGGUAAAGAUCAGCGUCGAGGGCAACCGCAUGCCCCUCUGAUCCCUGCACGUGCAGCUUCCUGUCUGUUUUUGUUUAUUCCUUUGUUUUUCUAUGAUGGCGUAAGUGCGAAUGUAUGAUACUGUUGUAGGUGUAUUAAGAUGAGCUUUUUCAGGGAGGAUGGAGCUACAAGGACUGUAAUAUAGCAAUGCAUCUUUAUCAGGCUACGGGGAAUAUGUGCGAAAUGUGGCUGUGAGUCUGAGAGUGGCUGCUGUCUACCUUGUGCUGGUGCAGACGUAAGUUUGAUAAUAAAGAGUUUCCACAUCCUUUGCUUUUA